Molecule: messenger RNA, 2885 nt
Organism: Mercenaria mercenaria
Lineage: Eukaryota; Metazoa; Mollusca; Bivalvia; Venerida; Veneridae
Product: lysosome membrane protein 2-like
Exons: 14
Coding region: 1259-2830 (523 amino acids)
Cellular component (GO): membrane; cytoplasm
Molecular function (GO): scavenger receptor activity
Source: RefSeq, a predicted model, not a curated record
CAUGACAGACUUCAACACGUGGCAAACUUUUUUUGAUUUGUUGUUCUUAUAAUGUCACAAAUAAAAUUAAAUUUGGUUUUUAACAUGCAGCAUACUUAGGAGCUUUUAAUCUGUCAAUAAUCGCGAUAAUUGGAUUAAAUGAUGAUUGAAAUUAGACUGUUUGCAGGACAGUCACAGGACUUAAUUGUGUUCUUUUUCGUAGCCAUUUCCCGAAUUAAUUAAACAAUAAUUUGCUCACAUUGUUUUCAAAAUGGACGUGAUACGAACUUUAUUCUCUUGUCUGACCAGUAUCAUUUGGUCAUUUUAAGUAUUGAAUUUCUUUGUGCAAGAAAAAUAUAAAAAUGGACAUAAAUAUGAUACUGUAAGAAAAUAAUAUCUCAGUUAACUUUAGAAAGACUUGGCAUAAAGGGCAAGCACAGUGAUGUGGAUACCAGUGAAACUGAAAGUUCCGCGAAAAAAGAUAGGACUGUGUGGAAUGAUUCUUGGUGUAGGACAUUUCCGUGGCUUGAAAAAGUUAUUGAAAAGGACAGUGUGAAAGCUAUAGACGUGUUUGUGGUGUAAAGAGGUGAAAAGGACAAAUUCUAUGGCAUCAACUGGUGGUUCACCAAAUCUGCAGAGUUCUGCAUUCAGCUACAUGUAUCAACACCACACUAGAACAGAAUUUAGAUGGAUCAGAAUAUUGCACAUUCACAAUUUAUUGGUUUAAUUAUGGACGAAAGCACACCAUUCUGAGUCAGAUAUUACAGUAUAAUUUAAGAAAUCAAAUGUUUAUGUCAAAUGUGUUGAUGGUGACAACAAAUCAGUAAUUCAUUUCCUUGAUUGCAAUGAUGUCCAAGCUGAUGACUUUCGCCAGUGAUGGUGCUUCAGUUAUGAAUGGCCCGAAAAAUGGUGUUGAUGUAAGGCUUAAAGAAUACACCCAGAAAUGAUUCAGAUCCACUGUGUUGCGCACAAAUUAGCAGCCCUAGCAGCUGGUCAGGCUUGCAAAGACAUUCUGCUUCAUAACCCUUACCAUACUAGACAUGAUUGGUUUUGCCUUUGCGACCAGUGUAGAUCAUGCAGUCUGAUCAUGAUCUGCACUGUUCGCUAUUCAGCCAAUAUCUUUUUGUUUAAAUGGAUCUGAAUUGAACUGCCAUCAAAGGGGAUCAUAAUGAUGGCUUCUGUAGAUGGGAACUGGAAUGUACUUGCAAUUCUAUGAUAUUUUGAAAAAGAUUAAUUGGCACAUGAUAAAAGUGUAUGUAAAUGACAAAGCUGUGUAAAAAUGGGUUGGUCUACAAAGAGGCGUAUUGUGGUAGCAAAUGUUGUUGGAUGGGGGCUUGCUAUUAUUGGGGCUGUUAUGAUACCAUUGAUGGAAUAUAUUAUCAAGAAAAAGGUAGAAGAUACUGUAGUUAUCCGGAAGGGAGGACCUGUGUAUGAAUACUGGGAGGACCCUCCAGUUCCGGUGUACCUGCAGAUCUACAUGUUCAACAUUACCAAUCAACAGGAAUUUUAUGAUGGACAGAAACCUAGUCUGAAUCAAGUAGGCCCAUACACAUACAGUGAAAGGCGAGUCAAGUUCAAUAUCAUUUUCAAUGACAAUGGGACUGUAUCAUAUAGACAGAAGAGAAUUUUCACGUUUCUACCUGAAAUGUCACAGGGUAAAGAAUCUGACAUUUUCCUUUCACCUAAUCCAGUUUACUGGGCCUUGUACAACGCCUUAAAAUAUGAAGAUCCAAAAGUGCGAGAAGCUAUUUACGCAGCAACUCAGCUGUUUGGGGAGCAUCCUUUAAUGGCACGACCGAUGAAGGAGCUGAUCUGGGGCUACCAUGAUCCCUUAUUGAAUGUGACAAAAGUAAUAGAUCCGAACUGGUUUUAUACAGAUUAUAUUGGAUUUUUUAUGAAUAAAAACAACACAGAUGAUGGUGUAUAUACAGUAUUUACAGGUGCUAACAAUAUAUCUGCUCUUGGUAUCAUAGAUAAAUAUAAUGGAUCAAGUUACCUAGAUUUUUGGACUACUGAAUGGGCUAAUAUGAUAAAUGGAUCAGAUGGCACUCUUGGUCCACCAUAUUUACCGAAGAGUGAAAAAAUGUAUACCUUUGCUUCUGAUAUUUGCAGGAGUGUACCUGGUAUAUUCUAUACAGAAGUACAAACUCCACAAGGUAUAGGUCUGUGGCGGUUUGGAGCUGCACCUGAUGGUCUUGCCAAUGUUACACUUAAUCCAGACAACAUAGGUUUUUGUACACCCGCACGAGAAAAUUGUUUAGGAAAUGGUGUAGUCAAUAUUACAAGGUGUCAAUCAGUUGACUUCUUCCAUUUACCAGUAGCAAUAUCAUUUCCCCAUUUUCUGUUUGGUGAUCCACGAUAUAUCCAUGGUGUCGACGGUAUCAAUCCUAAUAUAGAGGAGCAUAACACAGUAAUAGAUUUAGAACCUUAUACGGGUUUGGUGCUACAAGCAGCUAAAAGACUCCAAAUAAAUAUGUACUUGGAACCUUUAGCAGAUGUUCCGGAGACGUUAAAAAUAAAGCCAGUAUUUUUACCAGUGUUUUGGUUAAAUGAGAGUGCUGCUAUUGAUGAUAAAAGUUCAAAGAAGUUUUUCCACCUGUUGUUUACCCCAUUACUCAUCAUACAUGUCACAGAGAUAGUCCUCAUUUCAGCAGGGGCCUUGGUGCUCAUUUCUACAGUUAUAUAUGGAGUUUGGAAAUAUAGAUUGUCCAAAAGUUUUAUAGCCCAUGGAGGAAGGUCAGAUACAGUCAAUGAUACUCAACCAAUAGUUAAUUAUGAUGAUGACAUCACUGCUGACGAGACCAAUCAAAAUGGACAUCCAGAUAUUGGCCAAUCAAAUCAAGUUACGUAAAGGAUAUUUCAGUCUAAGAUGGAAGUGUCUCAAAAAUUGACAAUGUUCUGUUGAC